CUCUGAGUAAGUGAAAGUUAGAGUGUUCGUGUUACGCUCGUUCGUGGUAGUUCUGGUGUGGAAGUAUAAAGACGAUACCCGUGGUCCGUGGCUGGUUGGACGGUCGCUCAUAUCUCUUCCGUCGUCAUCAUUCAUUCGCCUCACGGGACGCGAUCCGGAGUGGCCGUGGAAGGUUCCGUUUUUUUGUGUGCGAUUUAGAGCCCUUCCCCAAGUUCCCGUUCAUGUUCGCUAUUGGAAACAUAUUGGAUCAAAAUUUGUAGCAGUGGACAGAUUUUGUAUUUCCGUCACCAUCGGUGAAAAACUGGUGCAUAGCUGGAACUUCCGAGUGUUUCCGGAUUUACGUUUUGGGAAUUGCGGAAGUGUUUUCUCAGUAAAAGUAAUCAUCAUCGAGUGAGGGUUGGAAUGUGGAAAAGUUCUCGCGCACACGUAGCAGAAGAAAUUCUUCCGGAUUGUUUGUGUGGUAGGGCUGACCGCAGCGGUGCGAGCAGUGUACAGUUUCAAUGGGAAAUUUAUGACUAGUUUGGCCAUAGUUGGGGUCCGGUACGGGUCGAAGUGCUACCGAAGAGGGUGUUCUUUAGUGUAUAGCUUUCGGCUACUUGCUCAUACUCAACAGUGGAGGAGGGGAAUUUACCUUGAAGCAGCGGAACUUAUUUUCUUCGUUUGUUUGGCCAACGUGGUGUCUUGAGCCGGACAGUCGGCAGAAAAAUCUUAUUGUUUUCUCGAGUGGUGCUUUAUCAUAAAUUCAGAUAGCAGUCGGUCCGCGGCAAGGUUGGACUGAGGGUUGGUUCCCUUCCGAAGUGGCACAGGGUGAAACUGUGCAUAGCAGCACAGCAAACAGAGAGCCGCGCACAUAGAAGGAGCGAACUUCUACAAACUGAAAGACGACGCUGACUGGAGCUACUACUCGCUAAGGAGAAGCUGCGCCGGGGCUGGCUGGGGGGUGGUAUGUGAUAGCAGUCGAAAUGAAAUCACUUCUACAGCAGAGAAGAAGCUCUUUUUGAAGCCGGGGAACAGCAUUCUUCAAAGCAUCGGAAGCGAGCAGCAGAAGCAGCAGCAGCAGCGGCGAGAAUUGCCAGUUCCAGUUAUAUCAACAAAGUAGAAGCCCCGCGCUUCUCACUUCUAAAAUUUCUGGUUGGCAGCAUGUGCUAAUAGAUUUAACACUCGUUCGUUCGCGCGCCCGUUCGACAAACAGAUUCUCGAAUCUCGAUUCUAGUGAGUCAGUGCGGGAGAGCGCGCGGUAGAUUACGCACGUGUUUUUUUUUCGGGCGGUUCCGUGGGAUGGAGAGUGAAAAGCUUGGAAGCGUUAUUAGAACACCCGUUAAUCGCAUUUCGUGCCGGUGGUGCCGCUAGGAAACAAAAGCAGGUCAAACGUUGGAAGAUUUCCGCGGGUUUAAAGUGUUGGGGUUUUGGGUUGGUGGUCUGUUAACAUUUUUUUUGUUAAGUGACCCUCAUUCGAAGAAAGCAGAAGAAAAAGUGCAAAAGUUCGCCCUCGAGACCCAAAUGGGCGGGUCCCUUUGGGUGGAUCGGUGGCAGACGAAUCAUUCCACAACGAGCAACAAUUGCGCCGUUUCAAGUACGUCGCAGCCCCUCGCCAACCGACAUCGACUUCGACAUUGCCAUCACCGAACCAACGACGACAACUACCAACAAUACCAAGCAACGAGCACUAAUCGCCACUAAUUACUAAUCGAGUUUACAGAAGAGAAGAGCACUGUAAACUAGGCGAAUUUAUUGAUCCCGGCAGAAUCACACAUAUCUCCUCGGCCGCGCGCCGCACACACGGCGCACAAUCACGCACAGCAACGAGAAGAGUUUUAAAUCAUAAAAACCAAAGACUGUAAAUUCCCUGACUGACGUAGAGUCCAGACAUACAUCCAGAUUCGCAACCGGUAGAACGCCAGACCAUCUCGAUUCUUCUAUCAAAAAUGCGAUACACGAUGCGAAAUAGGAAGCUAAUGGUUGCGGCCGCAUUCGGUGGUACGUUGCUCCUGAUUGUGCUGUUCAAAGACUCGGAACUGGGGGCACGAUGCUUGCGGGCGACAUCGCAAACGUCAUCGGCCGCCGGUGGUGCAAUGAUACGUGGCGAAACGGGACCCGAUGCGGGUGGUGCUGGUGGUGGGGGCGGCGGCGGUGGCGCUGGCGGCGAAGGCGGUGGUGGUGGAGACAAAAACUAUCGCUAUCACCGGAACAUGCCGCUGAUAUUCAUCGGAGGAGUGCCCCGCUCGGGGACGACACUGAUGCGAGCGAUGCUGGAUGCACAUCCGGAAGUCAGAUGUGGCCAGGAAACACGUGUCAUCCCUCGUAUCCUUCAGCUGCGGUCGCAUUGGAUGAAAUCGGAGAAAGAAUCCGUCCGGUUAGUGGAGGCCGGCAUUACCAAGGAGGUGCUGAACGGAGCGAUCGCCCAGUUCUGCUUGGAGAUCAUCGCCAAUCAUGGUGAUGCUGCGCCGCGGUUGUGCAACAAGGAUCCACUCACGCUUAAAAUGGGCACCUACGUGAUCGAGCUGUUCCCAGAGGCUAAAUUCCUCUUCAUGGUGCGAGAUGGCCGGGCAACGGUGCAUUCAAUUAUCUCGCGGAAGGUCACCAUCACCGGGUUCGAUCUGUCAAACUACCGACAGUGCAUGACCAAAUGGAACCAGGCGAUCCAAACCAUGCACGACCAGUGCAAGGAGAUCGGCAAGGAGCGCUGCAUGAUGGUGUACUACGAGCAGCUGGUGCUCCACCCGGAGGAAUGGAUGCGGAAGAUCCUACACUUCUUGGACAUCCCAUGGAACGACUCGGUGCUGCACCACGAGGAGUUCAUCAACAAGGAGAACGGGGUGGCGUUAUCCAAGGUGGAACGAUCAUCGGAUCAGGUGAUCAAACCGGUUAACCUGGAAGCGCUCUCCAAGUGGGUGGACCACAUACCGGAGGACGUGGUCCGAGACAUGGCGGAAAUUGCACCCAUGUUGUCGGUGCUAGGGUACGACCCGUACGCUAACCCGCCGGACUACGGCAAGCCGGAUUCGUACGUGCAAGAGAAUACUUACAAGGUUCAGGCGAACCCCCAAAUGUGGGAGCACAAAGUAAAGGAGCUACUUAAUCGGGACGAAAAUCCACCGCCCAAAGCGAACAAUCACAACAAUAACAACAACGAGGACGAAGAUGACUAUGGCAAUAAUAAGGAACGCAAAACGUGAUAUUAGAAAACUUUAGCAUAUUUUUCAAUCAACCAACCAACCAACGCGAUCCUCUGAGGAUCAGACCGUAACCCGGAGCCGGGUUGUUGUUGUUGUUUUAUUUUAGAGCACAACGAGGAUGCUGUAGAGUGAUGGACUGCAUACAAAAGUAAAAGCGAGCUUUAGUUUAAUUUGUUAUUAUUCCUAGUUUUUCCGUGAAGUCGAGCCAAUUUUAGUAGAAUCGUCGGCGUCGCCAGAGAUGCCGCGCUGCCGUCGCCACCGCUACCGCUAUCAUGCAACCGCAAAUAGUGAGCUGCAUAUUCAAGUCAAGUCGUGCGAUUUACGUGUCAAUAAGCGAACAAGACAGAAACUUUAUUGCGAGGGGCACUUUUUAACAGAUCAAGACAAACCAAGCUAUGUGGUAGAACAAACUAUUAAUUAAUUAUUUUAUAUACAAAUCUAGAUACAAAUAAAUCUCUGUACUAUAGUAUGGUAGGUAUCGAAGAUUGCAAAGAAGACAAAACAACCAAACUGACGUGUAAAUAUUUGUGUAUGUAUAAAUGGAAAUCGCGCAAGAGUUGCACAUAGGACAAACCAGCAGCAAACAAACAAUAUGGCCAGAAACGAAGUUUUUAAAUGUGUAUAAAUGAAACCGAAAAUCAAAUAAAGAAAACAAUGAUUCAAUGGGGCACCUUUUCGCUUCUUCAAUGUUGAAAUAAUGAUAAA
Messenger RNA from Armigeres subalbatus, 3881 nucleotides. RefSeq names its product protein-tyrosine sulfotransferase (gene Tpst). The transcript is spliced from 7 exons. Gene Ontology annotation, cellular component: Golgi apparatus. The coding region runs from base 1926 to 3176 and encodes 416 amino acids. NCBI's taxonomy places the organism in Eukaryota, Metazoa, Arthropoda, Insecta, Diptera, Culicidae. Gene Ontology annotation, biological process: peptidyl-tyrosine sulfation. Gene Ontology annotation, molecular function: protein-tyrosine sulfotransferase activity. The record is from RefSeq and is a predicted model, not a curated record.